Fopius arisanus is the source of this 2271-nucleotide messenger RNA. RefSeq lists its product as uncharacterized. Gene Ontology annotation, cellular component: eukaryotic translation initiation factor 4F complex. Bases 156 to 2204 code for a protein of 682 amino acids. The transcript is spliced from 4 exons. Gene Ontology annotation, molecular function: translation initiation factor activity; protein binding; mRNA binding. Lineage: Eukaryota; Metazoa; Arthropoda; Insecta; Hymenoptera; Braconidae. The record is from RefSeq and is a predicted model, not a curated record.
AGUUCAAAACCCGGCGUUAGAGGAUCGUAUGUCUCUUCGGGCAGCUCUGAAUAUCACAGAAUAGUCCUUUGUCUUCGCCAACGAAUUUCUCCCUGAUUUUUGCAAUUCUCCAACGCGAAUCCCAGGAAUUCAGCAUCUGAAAGAAACUCGAAUGAAUGAUGUCUUCAGCAACGAGAGGAAGAGGAGCUUCACGUUUUGGGAAACGCGAGGGCUCAGCUCCCAGAGGCAGAAAGCCCCUAAGAUCUCGUGAUGGCUCGCAUUCAAACUCGAGGAUAAAUGGAAAUUCUGAUCAUCCAGCACGUAUUACAGCCCGAGAUCAGGCAAUCAUCGACGAGCCACCGCAGUGGUUUGUUUCGUAUAUGAAUGUUUUCAAGAAAGAUAUGAUAACAGACUUGAUGAAAGCGCUGGACGAUAAUGUAGACGACGACGAGAGACAGCGUCGUUACAAAAAGAGUUUCUUCAGGUUGCAGACCCGUUUUCACUCUCUAGAACGCAAAAUGGAGCAGCAGAAUUACUCCCAAAGGUCUUCAGGUCCCGCUUCAUUAAUGAAUGGCCAGUAUCGACCUCCAAAUAAUUCCAGGCCUCAGGGUAAACCCCAAAACUCUCGCAGGAACGAUGAAGAAUCUUAUCCUGUCAAUAACCAGUCCAACCCUUCCUCAUCCCUGCCAGAAUCAGCUCAGGAAAAUAAAAGUGAAGAUAGGAACUUCAGAGAGCCACAGAAAAAGGACAAAUCCCCUGAAAUCUCAGAGAAAACUGAUGAAAAAGAUGAAGAGAAAAUUCCUACGGAAACUCCCAAGGAUCAGGAGAAAUUAGCUGAGUCUCGAGAAGGCCCUCAUGACCUUUCCAUGAAGACUAACCUUCCAGGAGAAGAAAGCAAGGAUCACUCCCUCUCCAAAAAAAUUAGGAGCAUCUUAAACAAGCUGACUCUCGCAAAUUUCCAGAAUCUUUUAGAACAGAUGAAGAACUUGAACAUCCAGAGUCAAGAUGAUGAAAAUGAGAUCAUCAAGCAAUUCUUCGAGAAAGCUAUUGACGAGCCCAUGUAUUCAAGGACUUACGCUCUGCUCUGCAAACAGUUCGUUUUGGCUCAGCCCAAUAUUUUUCAUCUCCGUUCGUUGAUUCUCUCCAGAUGUGAAUCUGAAUUCGAUAAACAUGAGGCUCUGGACAUUCUCAAAUUGAAGAAACUCGAGGAGCUCGAGAAAACUAUUGAUGAAUCCUCGAGAAAGCUCCUGGAAGAAGAAUUAAAACGAAUGAGCGAGGAUAAUCCCAAAGAAUUCAUGGGUGACAUUCUGUUCAUUGGCGAGCUUUACAACGAAGAUCUACUCUCCAAUAGUUUUUUACAUAAAAUCAUUCAGCAUCUGUUGCUGAGGAUCAAUGAGACUGACCUGGAAUACCUCUGCAAACUGUUGGAAAUCACAGGAAAGAAUUUUCAAUUCAGGGAUGAUGAUCAGUCGAUUUAUUAUGAUAGACUCUCUGAAAUAUCUCUGAAGGAGGGACUGAGCACACGAAUCAAAUUUAUGAUUGAAGACAUUCUCAGCGUUAGGUCAAAGGGCUGGGAUAGCAAGAGGGAUGAUGAAGAGGAUCAUCUGAUGCAGAUCUUCAGUUUCUCGAAAGUCUUGGAUAACUCCUACAGCAAUAACCAAUCUGAGAACUUCAUGGAGGCCUUCUACAAAGAGAUUCAGCCUCAAUUCAAUUUAUUCGAGUCCGCCAAUUUCACGAGAGAACUUCUAAACUCUGCUAUUGAAAGGAUUAAGCUCAUGAAUGAGUACUUCGAGGUCUUCAAGAGAGAUUCUGCAAAUAAAAUUAUUGAAUGGGUCGGGGGUGAUCUUGUGUUCCUGGAUAUUGUCAUGAGGGAAUUAAAAUUGCUGUUUGGAGAUUUCGAGGAGAUCUUCACACAGAUACCUAAUGUCUGGAAGUGUUUGAUCACUUUCUUGCAGAAAUUAAUUGGAGAAUGGCACAUGGAGCUUGGUCCUAGGAAAAUCCUUGAUCUAUUGGAAACACUGAAGGAUGAAAAACUCAGAAGGGACUUUGCUCAGAUUCUGAUCACAGGAUUGCAGGAGAAAAUGAAGACAGAAUUGGAGCUCUGGAUGGAUAAGGGAGGAGUCAACAUUGUGGAUUUCGUUAGUGUUCAAGAGGAAGUUGAACAGGAAGAUGAGAAGAAAGAAGAGGGAAAGAAAGAGUCAGUGAAGGAAGUUGAGAUUUCAUAAAAAGUAACACGUUCUUUUCUUUUAUGUCAUUGAAUUCAACGCAACAUUUCUUUCUUCUAUUUUUUUU